AUGAUUGUCCUUCAUGAUGUCAUUGAGUUUGAAAGUACAGACCAUGUCAACUUCUCUCAAAGUUUAGAGUCACAUGAAUCUCCCUUCAGUAGUCAGCAAACUUAUUUGCAAACAGAUAGUCUCAGUAAGCUGAAUGAUUUUUUAAAGACCAAAGGAAUUCAGCCUUUAGUUUUGCCACAACAUGCCUGGGGAACAUAUAGUCAGAAAACAAAGAAAUCAUUUGUAAAUAAACUGUUUUCUUGUUUCACUGCCGUAACUGAAACAAUGUUUCCAAAUGAAAGUGAUGAAAUUCUUCAAGAAAUUCUGAAGGCUUCUGAAGUGAUUGAUAAGGAAACUGAUGUGAAUUCUGAUGCUGAGUUAUGUCAAGCUUUGGUUGAAUCUUACAAGGUUACAGAUUCCUGGCAAGUGAGAAGACAGAUUCUAUCAGUAAUUUGUCAAAAACUAAGUUUUAAAAACACAUGUGAACUUAUAGAUGGUUUGACAGAAUACCGCUAUUAUACAGCUAAAAAGCAUGCCAGUGUACAAGGUUGUGCAUUACCACCAGCACAGGGCAACAAAAGCAGGCAGAGAAUGGAUCCAGCUAAGUUAGAUAACUUCUUGGAUUUCAUCACAUCGUCUCAUAUCAUAAAGGAUCUGCCUUUUGGAGAGAGAAAACUGAAGCUAGCUGAUGGAAGAUCAGUUGAUACACCAAAUGUAAUCCGAUGCAUGGCACCAGCAGCAAUUAUCGACCAGUUUAAGCUGUACUGUAGUGAGAAUGAAGUGACCCCAUUAGGUGAUAGUACCAUGUUCAAAAUUCUUUCGGAAUGUGCUGCAACAGUAAGAAAAUCCUUGGAAGGUCUUGACUAUUACAUUGCUGAAGGCGUUAGGGCUUUUCAGGACAUACAGAAAUUUUUAGAGGAACUGAGACGAACUGGGGAUUUAUCAGUAGAAGUAUUCAAGCGUCAUAUGGAUGUCCUUCUAGAGUGCAAGAGAUACCUGAAAACUGAUUACAAGGUUCAUAUAUCUAGUCAGUCUACAGUACCAGAUCACUGCAAAGUUUUUGCAUUGUCAGAUAAUAAAGACCAGAGUUUCAAAUCAAAAUGUUUGCAUGAACAUGACAGUGUUUGCCAAAACUGUGAACAAGUCACUGAGUUUCUUAGUUCUGUCACACAUUUGGUUGAAGAGGAAACUAUAGAAAAUCAAGAUAUAUAUAGAUACAAAGUAAAUCAGGCAGUCACUAGCAUCAACAGCUGGAAGCAGCACAUUGUAAGAUCUAGGAAUCAAGAUGGUGCUAAAUCUAAACUACUAGAAAAUAUGUUAACUUCUGAGGUAUUCCUAGUAUUUGAUUGGGCAAUGAAAUAUCUACCCAGAAGGUACCGUGAGGAUCAAAGCAACUGGUUUGCUAAGAGGGGUAUUAAUUGGCACAUUAGUAUAGUGUUUCACAAAACAGAAAAUGAUUUAGAAAGUCUUGGAUUUGUCCACAUAUUUCAAAAUCAAAUAUCACAGGAUUCCCGUACUACCAGUGCUGUCAUCUUAGACACAAUCAGAAGUGUUAAAGAAAAAUAUCCACAGAUGGAUGGAUUGCAUUUAUGGUCUGACAAUGCAGGAUGUUAUAAAAGCACUGAAACAAUCAGUGCACUGUUCCAUAGCGGAGAAAUUACAUCAUAUAACUUUUGUGAAGCACAGGAUGGUAAAGGUGCUUGUGAUCGCACUGCUGCUACACUAAAGUCUGGAAUAAGACGGUACCUUAACCAGGGUCAUGAUGUUGUGACUGCAUCACAAAUGAAGACAGCAAUAGAAACAACUGCCAAGAAUAUUAAAUAUGUGGUAAAAGUAGUCGACUUCAAAGAUCUGGUUCCAGUUAGUGUUGCUGUGAAGAUGAACAUUCCAUCUUUAUCUACAUAUAAUAACUUCCAGUUUGAGAAAGAUUUCAUACGAGUAUGGAGGCAUUUUAACAUUGGCAAUGGAAAAAUAAUCAAGAAGCCUGAAGGUUUUUCUGUGAUGCUUCCCGCACUGCAAGUUGUUGAGCCAUCAACACAUGAUGUCACCUUUCACAGUUUGACACCAUCAACAAAAAAAAGUGGAAAGAGCGAAGAUGUGUUUGUAUGCUCAAAUGAUGGUUGCAUGGCCUCAUUUUCUACAUAUGAGGAAUGUCAGGACCAUGCAAUAAUUGAUAAUUGUGAACUACAGCCAGAGAAAAAAAUCAAAGUUGAAGCUGUAAAUCUUUACGUUGAAAAAUUAAAUAAAUCCCAUUUUAAUUUGAAUAACAUCGAAAUUGCCUCAACAACAUCACAAUCAGUUUCUCCAAAUGUAUUGCAGAUGGGCUGGUCUUUGAAGGAAGGAAGAAAAAAUGUGCGAUUUAACGAAAAGCAAAAGCAAUUCCUUAUUGACAAAUUUAACAAUGGUUUAGUAAGUGGUCACAAAGAAGAUCCUGAAAAUGUUUCAGAAGCAAUGAAAUUUUCUACAAACCCAGAUGGAAGUAAAAUGUUUAGAAUGGAGGAAUUUCUAACCCCUCAACAGAUAAUGAGCUUUUUUUCACGUCAUGCAAGAAAAAGUGAUGCUGCUAGGGAGCUGGUUAUUUCAGAACUACAGCAAAAUUUGCAAUAACAAUUUUAAUUAACUUUUACUUACUUUACUAUGGCUGUUUCAUUAUGUAAAAUAUACAAAAUAUCUGGGGGAUUUUUCCUUGUAGAAAAUAGAUGAACCAA
Molecule: messenger RNA, 2687 nt
Organism: Mytilus trossulus (common blue mussel)
Lineage: Eukaryota; Metazoa; Mollusca; Bivalvia; Mytilida; Mytilidae
Exons: 7
Coding region: 1-2586 (861 amino acids)
Source: RefSeq, a predicted model, not a curated record